CUGGAGAAGGACAACAUGCUUGACAUGUCUCGAAUCACCAGCAACCUGUACAUCAGCAACGGCUUGGCAGCUAACAACAAGAUUAUGUUAUCCAACAAACAUAUCACCACAAUCAUCAACGCGUCAGUGGAGCUGGAGAAUGUCUGCUACGAAAACAUCCAAUAUGUGCGUGUUCCUGUAGCUGACACACCCAGCUCCAACCUCUUCGACUACUUUGAUCCCAUAGCCGACCACAUCCACGACGUGACUACGAAACAAGGCUGCACACUGAUACACUGCGUCGCCGGGGUGAGCCGCUCAGCCACUCUUUGCAUUGCUUACCUCAUGAAAUACCACUCCAUGUCACUACUGGAUGCCCACAUCUGGACCAAGUCUUGCCGACCCGUCAUCCGGCCUAAUAAUGGCUUCUGGGAACAACUGAUCCGCUAUGAGUACAAGCUGUUUAGCAAGAACACGGUACACAUGAUCAGCUUAUCAGUGGGCAUGAUUCCUGAUGUCUACAAUGAAAAGGCCCACUGA
Messenger RNA from Chrysochloris asiatica (Cape golden mole), 519 nucleotides. RefSeq names its product dual specificity protein phosphatase 18-like. The annotation marks the transcript as partial. NCBI's taxonomy places the organism in Eukaryota, Metazoa, Chordata, Mammalia, Afrosoricida, Chrysochloridae. Gene Ontology annotation, biological process: protein dephosphorylation. The transcript is spliced from 2 exons. The record is from RefSeq and is a predicted model, not a curated record. Gene Ontology annotation, molecular function: MAP kinase tyrosine/serine/threonine phosphatase activity.